AUGAGGGGAAAAUAUAUCUAUGGCGCCGUCCGCCACUUGUCCCGCAUGACUUACUCCGAGUUCAAAGCCCUGGUGGCCCACCGCCCCGAGUUCGACCCCACCGCCACCUUUGGCCUCACCAAAGUGCCCAACCCGCAAUGGAAGCUAGGCCAAGGCGCUAAUAGCGAUGAGUGGAAACGGCACAAAAAAGUGGAGCUUGAUCCUGCGGAAAGAGCCGGUCCCGAAAACUACAAGACGUUGAUCUCCGGUGUGGUGCCGCGGCCGAUUGCGUUUGUGUCAUCGGUGUCUCCUGAUGGCAUCGCCAACUUGGCUCCCAUCUCCUACUUUAAUUUGGCCAAUAAUGACCCGCCGAUCGUCACGUUAGGGUUCUCGCAAAACCAGGGGAAGGCUAAAGAUACCGUCAACAACAUCUUGGCUACAGAAGAGUGUACCAUCAAUAUCAUCAGUGAGUGGUGGGUAGAGGCAGCCAACAUGGCGGCGUUGGACUGCCCUCCCGAAGUGGACGAGUGGAAAUACUGUGGGCUCACUCCCGAGAAGCUGACAGUGGUGAAGCCGGCUCACGUCGCCGAGCUGGCGUAUUCGAUGGAGUGUAAGCUUGUUGCCAGCCACGAGUGGAAGCUGAAGCGCACGGGCAAGCCGCUGGGGAACACGUUGCUUUUAGAAGUGAUAAGAUUCCACAUUCGUUCCGACGUGUUGAAUGAUGGUAAUGUCGUCGAUAUCAAUAAGCUUAAACCGGUGAGUCGUUUAGGUGGGAUCACUUACGGCCGCACUACUUUGGGCUACGAAUUGCCCAAACCCCUCAACGAUAACUUGGAGGACUACCAAUAG
Diutina rugosa is the source of this 828-nucleotide messenger RNA. RefSeq lists its product as uncharacterized. The record is from RefSeq and is a predicted model, not a curated record. Gene Ontology annotation, molecular function: FMN binding. The transcript has a single exon. Lineage: Eukaryota; Fungi; Ascomycota; Pichiomycetes; Serinales; Debaryomycetaceae. The coding region runs from base 1 to 828 and encodes 275 amino acids.